CUUGGAAGGUAAAUACUAAGCAAGCUGGAGCAUUGGCUUCCUCUUAUUUUUCUUCUUCGUCGUCUUGUACUAGAAAACCCGUUGACUUGGCAAAGUCUUUUCUUUCUACUUUCCAGUUUCAGAUUUUUUUGUUCGCUUAUAUAUUAUCGCAAUUAUAUCUUCCAUAGUAGCCGUUGUUUCUUAUUUUUCCUAGACAAGUAAGAGAUCAUGGUGAGAGUUCUUGCGAUUUUGUUGGUGCUAAUUGCAACUUUUUCCAUCAUUCAUCUUGUUCAAGCACAGAGCCAGCAAGGGUUUAUUAGUUUGGACUGCGGACUACCUGCGAAUGAACUCUCUUCUUACAGUGAGUCAGUAACGGAAUUACAGUUCUCAUCGGACGCAAAGUACAUCCAAAGCGGAGAAACUGGUAGAAUCAAAACAGAUCUGGAGAAUCCACCCUUGAAGCCAUACACGACGAUGAGGUAUUUUCGAGAAGGAAUACGGAACUGCUACAGUCUACCCGUGGAGAAGGGAAAGAUGCAUUUGAUCAGGGCUUGGUUUAGAUAUGGAAACUACGAUGGUCGUGACAUUAAACCAGUGUUUGAUCUGUAUCUUGGACCUAAUCUAUGGGCCACGGUGGAUUUCCAGAAACUAGAGACAAAUUCUACACGUGAAGAGAUGUUACACGUCCCAGCGUCAAACUCGUUACAGGUUUGUCUUGUUAAGACUGGCAAAACUACACCGUUCAUAUCCGCCUUGGAGUUGCGGCCCAUGGGAAAUGAUUCUUAUAUCACUAAAUCUGGCUCCCUGAAGCUUUUACAUCGAAUAUAUUAUACCAAGUCGGAGGCCUUCAUAAGGUACCCGGACGAUGCAUAUGAUCGGCUAUGGACUCCACGUACUCUUCCGUGGUUGACCCACAUAUCCACCACUAGCGAUGUGUCGGAUGGUGACAGUUACGAUCUACCAAAAGCCGUGCGACAAAAUACUGCCACGCCUACUAACGCUAGUGACCCAUUGACGAUUGGAUGGAAUUCAACAGAUCCUGAUGACCAAUAUUACAUGUAUGAACACUUUGCUGAGAUCCAAGACUUGCAGGCCAACGAAACAAGAGAAUUCGCCGUGUUCUUGAAUGAGAAAAGAUUUUCCGACCCUGUAACUCCUAAAAAGUUGGAUAUAACAACUUUGCGCAGUCAGGUCCCGGCGACUUGCCAAGGAGGGGAAUGCAGCAUGAAACUGACAAGAACCCGGAGAUCUACUCUUCCACCACUACUUAACGCUUAUGAAAUCUACUCAGUCAUGCAGUUUAUGCAACCCGAAACAAAUGAAAACGAAGUGGUUGCUUUAAAAAGCAUCAAAGACGCCUAUGAAUUGAAUAGAAUCAACUGGCAAGGUGAUCCAUGUGUCCCUCAAAACCUUAUGUGGGAUGGUUUAGCCUGCAGCGACACGGUUAUCUCCACAUCACCUAGUAUCACUUCUUUAAACUUGUCUUCUACUGGUUUAACUGGAAACAUAGCAGCUGCCAUCCAAAAUCUCACGCUGCUUGAAAAACUGGACUUGUCAAAUAAUAGUUUAACCGGAGAGGUGCCGGAAUUUCUAGGCAACAUAAAGUCGUUGUUGUUCAUAAACUUAAGCGGGAACGAUCUCAAUGGUUCCAUACCUCAAGCUCUUCAGAGGAAGGGCGUAGAGCUACUACUUGAUGGAAACCCAAGGCUUUGUCAGCUUCAUUCAUGCACAAAACCACACAGCAAGAAAUUUCCAGUGGCAAUUGUUGCAUCCGUUGCUUGUAUGGCCAUUCUCGUUGCUAUUUUGGUUCUUUUUCUUGUUCUCAGAAAGAAAAAGCUAUCGAAUCUCCAAGCUAAACACUUUUCACCAAUGGUGAACGUUACAAGUGCUGAUUCACCCGAAACAUUUAUUGAUAUGAAAAGGAGAAGGUUCACAUAUUCAGAGGUGAUCAAAAUGACAAAUAACUUCCAAAGAUUUUUAGGUAAAGGAGGGUUUGGUAUGGUCUAUCACGGUUCUGUAAAUGGUUCUGAACAAGUGGCUGUUAAAGUACUCUCCCAAUUUUCAACUCAGGGCUAUAAACAGUUCAAAGCAGAGGUUGAUCUUCUUCUUAGAGUUCACCAUACAAAUCUGGUGAGCCUCGUCGGGUAUUGCUAUGAAGGAGAUCACUUGGCCCUCAUCUACGAGUUUCUGCCCAACGGAAACUUAAAACAACAUUUGAAUGGAAAAGGAGGUAAAUCCAUCAUAAACUGGUGUAUUCGACUACGAAUAGCCUUGGAGGCCGCGUUAGGACUGGAGUACUUACAUAUUGGAUGCACACCGCCGAUGGUUCACAGAGAUGUCAAAACUACAAACAUAUUGCUGGACGAGCAUUUCAAGGCCAAAAUCGCUGAUUUUGGGCUCUCAAGAUCUUUCCAAGUUGGUGGCGAAUCUCAUGUUUCGACGGUCAUCGCUGGUACUCCUGGAUACCUUGAUCCCGAAUGUUACAGUUCAGGUCGGUUGGAUGAGAAGAGUGAUGUCUACAGCUUUGGGAUCGUGUUACUGGAGAUGAUCACAAACCAACAUGUGAUCUCUGAAAAUUCUCACAUAACACAAUGGGUUGGCUCUAAGCUUAACGGAGGUGAUAUAAAUGGGAUCAUGGAUCCAAACCUUCGCGGAGUUUAUGACACUAAUUCUGCAUGGAGAGCUCUUGAGCUGGCAAUGUCGUGCGCGGGUCCUCAUUCUGCAAACCGACCAACCAUGUCCCAUGUUAUUAUCGAGCUUAAAGAGUGUCUUGCGUGUGAGAAGUCGAGGAUGAAUAAAGAUCGAGGCUUGGACUCUCUAGAGAUGACCAUGAUGAGUUUGGACACUUCGGUGGUUCCUGGGGCAAGGUAGUUCGUGCAGCAAAAUCGAUCACGACCGGCUCAUUCCUUAACGCUUACGUUUUUAAGUUGUGUCCUGUCUAGUCUACUUGUGCUUGUGGUAUAGCUAGUACCAAUAUGGAAGUCAAACAAAUCAAUGAUUUUGGAUUUUCAAAUUAGUAGAAUAUUAUUCACAAGGAGUAUCUUGAUAAAAACAAAAAGUGUUGUGUAUGAUUUAAUUCAGUUAAACUAAAUCGACAUUUUUUCAUAAGCCAAAAACAACCUUGCCUACAUUCUUCACAGAUUUGGUAUUUUCGUUGCUAUUUGAUUGGGUUUCAAAAUCCCCUAUAUAUGGGCCUUUAAACCCAAAGGAGAUCUUGGGCCUGUUCUUUUUUUUGGGCCGAUUCAUUUCGAAAUCGCAGCGGCGGCGACGACGACCGGUAAAAGAUACUACCACGGGCAAGACACCUGGAAAUUAAGGCGACGGCAAGCAACGUUGGUUUUAAAUCAUGUCUUUGGUCUUUCUACUGUUCAGUCGCUCACCGCUGGUCGCAGCGACCAUGAAGAGAAUUGUUUCACUGUUUGGGAAUGACAAUCGAUUAAACACGAGCGGAGGUCUCCCCGUCGUAGACAACGGUCGUUUUAUCAUCGGAGGUUCUCGUUCCUCGACUCGCCGAGCCCAUCCUGUUACUACAUAGAUGAAAGACCCAGGCAGGUAAGAGAAUAUGAAGAAUUCUCUUGGGGUUUUCUUGCCGCUAAUCGCCAUCAUUCAACUUGUCCAAGCUCAAGACCAACAAGGAUUCGUCACUUUGGACUGCGGACUACCAGCGAAUGAAACGUCUCCUUAUGAAGAGAGUUAUACUAAACUGCUAUUCUCUUCAGACGAAACUCUAAACGUCGACAAGGGCAGAGACAUAUUGAUCGUGGCUAGGUUUGUAUAUGAAAUUUACGAUGGUCUUGACGUUAAGCCGAAGUUUGAUCUGUAUCUUGGACCUAAUCUAUGGGCCACGGUAGCUUUUGCAGAGGCUAGUGAAUGGUACCGCAGAAGAGAUGUUACACCUACCAACAUCAGAUAUGUCUUGUUAAGACUGGCGAAACUACACCGCCAAUAUCCGCCUUGGUGUUACGGCCCAUGGAAAACGGUUUUUAUAUCACUAAAAAAUAUGGAGAGUUCCCUUGCGCCUUUGUUGGUACUAAUGGCAACUUUGGCCAUCAGUCAUAUUAUUCAAGCUCAAGACCAACAAGGGUUCAUCAGUUUGGACUGCGGGCUACCUGCGACUGAGCAGUCCCCUUAUGAUGAGACUUAUACAAGGCUGCGCUUCUCCUCGGACGCAACAGUCAUGCAGAGCGGAAAAACCGGUAGGAUUCAGGCAGAUCUGGUGAGUAGAGUCCCGAAGCCUUACAGGACGAUGAGGUAUUUUCCAGAUGGAGUACGGAACUGCUACAACCUGAAUGUGGAGAAAGGGCGCAAACAUUUGAUCAGAGCUACCUUUGUAUACGGAAACUACGACGGUCGUGGCAUCAAACCGGUGUUCGAUCUUUAUCUUGGACCUAACUUAUGGACCACUAUAGAUUUAGAAGCACGGUCAGUGACUGGUGUACGGGAAGAUGUUCUACACAUCCCAACAUCAAACUCGUUGAAGAUUUGUCUUGUUAAGACUAGCGAAACUACACCGCUAAUAUCCGCCUUGGAAGUACGGCCCAUGGCCAUGGGAAAUGGUUCUUACAACACUGAAUCUGGCUCCCUGAGUCUUUACGACGGGUAUUAUCAUAGCAACUCAACAUCCCAGAUACGGUGA
Messenger RNA from Thlaspi arvense, 4615 nucleotides. The record is from the annotation of a GenBank genome assembly. Lineage: Eukaryota; Viridiplantae; Streptophyta; Magnoliopsida; Brassicales; Brassicaceae.